Messenger RNA from Effrenium voratum, 3288 nucleotides. The record is from the annotation of a GenBank genome assembly. Lineage: Eukaryota; Dinophyceae; Suessiales; Symbiodiniaceae.
AUGGAUCGGGCCUGCUGCCGGCGACGCAUGGUGGCAGCAAAGCGCUGCUCGGAGCCCGCGGUGCCCACAGAGGUUCCUGGCUCCGCCAAGCGGCCGCGCGGCGUUGCACGCAACGCGAACCAGGAGGACGACGCCGGGCCUUCACAGGAGCUCUUCGAGGGCUUGCGUCGCGGCGAGCUGCUGCGGCUGCUGCAGCAGACGCUUUCUGACCUUGGCCUGGAUGCCACACGCUCAACCCUGGAGCGUGAGUCCGGGCUGGCCAAGGAGGAGGAGGCCUUGAGUGCCCUGAGGCACGAGGUGCUGGCCAAGCGGUGGGACGAGGCGCUGCAGACUGUCCAGGCUGCAAAGCGCGGACCCGUGGAGUUGAUCCUUUGGGUACGUUGGGCAUUGCGGGAAGGAGGCAAGUCUCACCCAGGCGCCCGUGCGGCGCAUGCUCCUGGAACAGAAAUGUUUGGAGCUGCACGAGACCGGCCACGGCGAGGCUGGCCUGGAGCUGCUGCGGGAGGAUGGCGCCGAAGCCCCGCACUUGGAGGGGCUGCAGGAGCAGAAGAGCCGAUGGAGCGCCUGGAUGCCUUGCUGCCUGACCUGCCACCUCGGCGUCUGCCAGAGCUGCUGUGGCAAGCUGUGAGGUACCAGCAUCUCCACUGCCUCUAUGCAGACUUGGACCCCGGCUUAAUGUCCACAGUGCCCUGCUUGCUGAAGGACUACAGCUACUCGCCGCCUCCGCUGCCCACGCACUGCGUGGCGAGGCUCGACCACCACAGAGACGAGGUUUGGUUUGCCUCGGUCUCGCACGAUGGGCGGCUGCUUGCAUCCUCCUCCAAGGAUGAGAGCAUCGUCAUUUGGGAGCGGGCAGAUGGAGCCUUCUUCGCCGUCUCGGAGGUGCUGGUGCACGACGAGGCUUGCAGCGUCUUGGCUUGGAGCCCCAACGACAGCCUCCUCUCUGCCUCUGACUGUACAGUUCGAAUCUGGACGCUGCCAGGCGCUGAAACUGCCUUGGUCUUGUCCAAGCACACGGAGCCAGUUUCGGCCGCGGCCUGGCUGCCGGAUAGCACUCGCUUCGUGACCGCUGGCUUGGACAGGUGUAUCCUGCUGUGGGAGAUUGAUGGCACACUGCUGCACCGCUGGGAGCUCAACUGCCGCAUCCAGGAUCUGGCGGCCACCAAAGACGGGUCCCGGCUCCUGGUGGUGGACUCCGACAAGAGCCUCAAGGUCUUUGACGUGCAUUCACACAGCGCGUUGCCCUGCUUGCCGGAGAGCGAUGCUGUGACGUCGAUCUGCGUCUCUCGGCUCCGGGAUGAGCUUUUGGUGAAUGUGGCGCAGCACGUCUCCGCCCUGCACGAGGGCCCGGCCAUCCGACUCUGGGACCUCGGCUCGCGGCGCGUGCUGCAGCGAUACCUCGGCCACUUCCAGGUGGAGGUGUUGACGUUUGCUCCACCAUGGCGGAACCUGCGACCCCUGCCGGUGAUGUGCAUGGUGCUGACUACGGCGCUCUACACGCUGCGCGUGGUCCCGGCACUGGCGGAGUUCGGACGCAGGAGAUGGCAAGAGCAGGUGGAUGCUGGCACCCUGACCCCGCGACCGGGAGGACCCUUCUCCGAGGUCAGCGAGUCCUUCGCGGUUUUGCUCAGCCUGGUCUACGUCUCCCUGACCUUCGUCGGCUUGGGGCGCAUGUCGCGACAAGUCCCCGUGCAGAAGUUUAUCUUCGAGUGCGUGGCCGUGCACAACAUGACGCAGUGUUUCUAUCACUCCUACUGUCUAGUGAUGCUGAUCUCGGAGGGCCAGAGUUUGGGCUUCCGCAUCUGGGGCAACGAGCUGGAUAGCUCGCCCAGGUCCCAUCGCCUGGGUUGGCUCAUGUGGCUGCAGUACCACUGUCGGCAGCUGCAGCUGGUGGAGACGGCCUUUAUGGUACUCACCAAGAAGUUCAAGGGCGUCUCCUUCCUGCACGUGUACUUGCGGGUGUGGGGCUGGUUCAUGGCGUGCCGCUGCGUCUGCAGCGCGGAAGCCUAUGUGCCGGCUUUGGUGAGCUCCGCCUGCCAGACGGCGGUCUAUGGUCUCUACUCCAGCUUCAGCCUCAUUCCCGUCUCGUCCUUUACAUCAAAGGUCUCCCGGGCCAGCUGGGUCUUCCGAGUGCAGCGGGUGCAGUACUUGGCUUGCGCCAUGCACUCGCUGGCCGCAGCCACCUGGGGGAACUUCCCCUGGAGCCUGGCGCUGCUGCACCUCUUCGUGAUUGGCAACGGCCUGAUCCUCUACACGGAGUGGCUCUCCGAGCCGGAGGGCUCCUCCCUCGCGGCGGACGAUCGGGAGCCCAAAGUGAAGCGAGUGGUGUUCUCCUUCGACUCCUGUGGCUGGCUCUUUGUCUACCACUUCGGCGUGGGCGCCUGGCUCUCGGAGCACCUGCGCCUGGAGCGGGCCGAGUCCCCGGAGGUGCCCCAGGAGGUGGCUUUCAGCGGCUCCAGCGGCGGCUCGCUGAUCGCGUGUGUCCUUGCCUGUGGCCAGAAAGUUCGCGAUGUCUUUGAGUUCAUAGUUUCUGAGCAGCCGGUUUGCCGGCGCAACCCCACGGAGAUGUUCCCCGCGGUGGAGCGCGCCCUGCGGCACUUCCAGUUCGAGGGCGCCUAUCUUCGAAUGCAGUCCCGCAUGCGGGUGCUGCUGACGCGGAUCACCCGGACUCCGCCUUGUGUGCAAGGGGAGGUCAUAGACAAGUUCCCUGACAACGAGACCGCAAUCCAAGUGCUUUGCGCCUCUUGCCACGUGCCGCUCUUCGCAGGUCUGCUGCCGCGACGGAUCUGCGGACGGCUGUACUACGACGGGCUGGUGUGGCCAGAUCGGCUGCUGGUUCCCUGGCGCGGAGCGCCAGGAGACGAGGUGGUUCGGAUCUCUGCCUGUGCGCACCCCUUGGCAGACAUCAAGAUAGAGCGAGUACCGUACUGGUGGGCAGUCCUUCCGCCGGACCCGAAGAUUCUCAGAGGCAUCUUCUGGUGCGGCUACCGGGAUGCGGCCCGCUGGUUCGCCGAGAUGCCCCAGAUCUCGGAAACCUGCUACCGGAAGGACCAGAGUCCGGAGGGCAGCAGCGAGCGCCGCUGGCAAGCUGCUCGGGCGCGGCUGAAGCGUGCGGUGUCCUCGCUGCCGGAACGGGACCCCGUGACCGGCGAGAACGUCAAGCAGCUCAUUGAGGAGGCCGAGUUGCAGGCGAUGCAGGCGACGCAGGCGGUGUCGCGGCUGCUCUCAGCGGCCGCGGUCGUGGCCCUGGCGGCGCUGGCGGCGCUGGCCCGGCCCGCCUUCGGCUGA